Syzygium oleosum is the source of this 2554-nucleotide messenger RNA. RefSeq lists its product as uncharacterized. Bases 1 to 2244 code for a protein of 747 amino acids. The record is from RefSeq and is a predicted model, not a curated record. NCBI's taxonomy places the organism in Eukaryota, Viridiplantae, Streptophyta, Magnoliopsida, Myrtales, Myrtaceae. The transcript is spliced from 4 exons.
AUGGCGAAUCUCGUUCCUGGUGUCCUCCUCAAGCUUCUACAGCACAUGAACACGGACGUGAAAGUUGGGGGCGAGCACAGAUCAUCUCUGCUGCAAGUGGUGAGCAUAGUCCCUGCACUUGCUGCUGGUGAGUUGUUCCCAAACCAAGGCUUUUACCUCAAGGUCUCUGAUUCAUCUCACGCCACAUAUGUGUCCCUCCCUGAUGAGCACGAUGACCUCAUUCUUAGUGAUAAGAUCCAAUUGGGUCAGUUCAUUCAUGUGGAGAGGCUUGAACCCGCCUCACCUGUCCCCAUUGUGAAAGGGGUUAGGCCAGUUCCGGGUCGGCACCCUUGUGUGGGCACCCCUGAGGAUAUUGUGGCAACUCAUUCUCUCGGGUUUCUUAAUGGCAAUAGCUCUUCGAGUUCGAAAAAUGGGGAGAGAGGGAAACCUUCUGCUGAUUCGAAAGUUCUGAUUGCUAGUAAAAAUGUAACCAGUGAGAAGGGCAAAAUGUCACCGGUUAGAUUGAGUGUAGGGUCUAGAGAUGAGCAAUCGGAUAAAAGAUCCUUGGCGCUCAGUAGAUCAAAGGCUCAGUUAACGAAACCGGGGUUGACCGUUGAGGUGAAGAAGGAAUCUCUGGCGAGGAUGAAGUCAUUGAAUUCUCGGUCGAUUCCUUCCUCUCCAUCGAGCUGUUACUCAUUGCCUACUUCUUUUGAGAAAUUUGCAAAUGGGAUGAAGCAGCAGGCUGAGAUAAAGGGGUUGAAGAAGGUGGCUGCGAAGUUGGGGUCAGCGGAGAAGGCCAGUUCAGUUCGAAGUGUGAGUCCGGUUAGGAAGAAGUUGCCUCGAGGAAGCCCCAUCAAGGAUUUGCUCCAAGGGAUUGAAUACGGGGCCAAGGCAUUAAGGAAGAGCUGGGAAGGCAACAUUGAGCUGAAGAACAAAGACAAGUCGAAACUGACUGCCCCCAAGCAUGAUCAUAAGCCUGAAUCUCGGAGUGCCUCUGCUCCGCGGAAAAGUACUUCAAGCGAGAGAUUACCAUCAAAAGACGAAAAUAAAGUGGUGCCUGCAAGGUUAUCUAAAGAGGUAAACACUGUUCACAUGUCAGCAAAAGAUGUUGCUGGAAGUGGUAAUGGAUUAACGGACGAUCAUGGAAAAUCUCUUAAGCAAAGACCAAUAGUGAGGAAAUCAACGACGGAAUCUAAUAACGGAUUACCAGGGAACUUUGUCAGGGUUUCUUUGAAUAGCAGGAGACUGACAGAUGGAAAUGUUGCAUGGGGUUCCCUUCCAUCUUCUCUUGCGAAGCUUGGGAAGGAGGUAAUGAAGCAUAGGGAUGGGGCACAAGUAGCAGCAAUAGAGGCUAUGCAGGAGGCUUCUGCUGCUGAGAGCUUACUUCGAUGCUUAAGCCUGUACACAGAGCUGACAACAAAUGCAAAAGAGGAUAAUCCACAACCUACGGUGGAGCAAUUCUUAACCCUCCAUGCAAACCUAAACAAUGCUCGCACCAUUGCUGAUUCUCUUACCAAAACCAUCACGAUGGGAUCAUCUCCCACUAGUGAAGAGACCCCGCCAGAAGAGGCCCUGAAGACGACAGCAGAGAAGCGAAAGCUUGCAGCUUCAUGGGUACAAGCAGCUUUAGCCACAGAUCUUUCAUCCUUCAGUGUAUAUACUAAAGAACCUAUCUCGAGUUUGGGUCCGAAUCCGGCUCAAACCCAAAAGGUUGCAUCUGGAAACCAACAACCUGUCGUACUCCUAGGGAGCUCGGGAAAGAACGAUGCCGCCAAAACACCGGCCAAAACCCGUGCAAAGCUGGCAGGACCUGCAACUUCACGGCGGGUUGGGGACGCUGCUUCCAAUGGCACGAAAUUACAAGCUCCGCCUUUAUUAGAAUGGGAAAGAGGGAAUGGCCUCGAUGAGACAGUCGACUUGGCCGAGGUGCUGAAGGUGGAGUCAAGAGAUUGGUUUCUGGGGUUCGUGGAGAGAUUUUUAGAUACUGACGUGGACGCAUCAGUUCUGUCUGAUAAUGGUCAGAUAGCAGGGAUGCUGAGUCAGCUCAAGAGUGUCAAUGACUGGUUGGAUGAGAUCGGUUCGACUAAAACAGAUGAAGGGGAAGCACAAACACCGGGCGUUUCUGGUGAGGUCAUCGAUAGGUUGAGAAAGAAGAUCUACGAAUACCUCCUAACGCAUGUUGAAUCAGCUGCCGCUGCUCUCGGAAAUGGACCCACCCAGUCUUCCCCUCUCGUCCCUUCAAUGGAGCCAAAGUCGAGACGGUAACGGGGCCAGUUCCAUUAGUCUGUAGUGUCCUGUUAUGUGUAUAUACAGUCCAACAUGGGUAUUGAGGUAUAGGUGGAGCAGCCGCUAGCCACGGGCGAUUAUCAAAUUGUGAAGUUUCGGGUCACACUGUUUUUAUGUAUCUAUUUUCGUUCCUCUUUUAACAGGAAGAAGGGGGGCUUUGUUGAAUUCGAUGGAGCAAAAUGAAGGAUUUUUUGUAUACUGAAACCAUACAAAUCGAACGGCUUGUGUGGAGAUGAUGUAAUGUUUGACAUGAAUGAGUCAAUACUCUCCCUGGUGAAUGUUUUCAAAA